GUUUUUUUUUAUUAUUUAUAUCAAUUUAUUUAUUAAUUUUAAAUUGAUGAACGUUUGUAAUGUUUUCCCCAAAAGGCAGAUUAGGUUUUCAAAACAAAUAAAAAACCCAAAUCUGAACUCUCGUUUACCGUUCUUCAGUCAUCACUCACGCGCGCAAUCUUCUCAGUCGCCACUACUCCAAUCUCACGUUGAAAGGGCAUAUGGGUGACCGGCAAGUAGUUGAACAACAGCACUCGGUUGAUCCACAACUGCCAUCUUCUCCUCCCUCAAAAGAUGAUAUGGUUUCAUGUGUUAUGGCCUUGGAGGCUGCUCUGCUUCCCUGUUUGCCAGCCAGAGAACUUCAAGCUAUAGACCGUUCUCCCCAUCCUUCUCAUCAAAUUGACGUGGAUAGGUAUGCAAGAGAUUUUAUGGAGGCUGCCAAGAAGCUUCAGCUUUAUUUUAUCAGCCUGCAACGUGAGGAAAAGCCAUCAAAAGCUGAAAUGCUUAGAAAGGAGAUUGCUUUGAUGGAAGAGGAACUUAACAAAAAAAAUGGGCUGAUAAAAAAACAAGAAAAUUUAAUUCAGGAGUGGAAAAAAGAGUUGAAAGAUCAGUUGGACAAACACAAGAUUGAGUUAGAUAGGGUUUAAUGUAUGCUUUUGCUCUCUUUAAAUAUUUAAAAGUUCAGUGGUU
Cajanus cajan (pigeon pea) is the source of this 669-nucleotide messenger RNA. Its product is annotated as mediator of RNA polymerase II transcription subunit-like protein. Lineage: Eukaryota; Viridiplantae; Streptophyta; Magnoliopsida; Fabales; Fabaceae. Gene Ontology annotation, biological process: regulation of DNA-templated transcription. The record is from RefSeq and is a predicted model, not a curated record. Gene Ontology annotation, cellular component: mediator complex.